GGAGUGGAGGCAGGAGAGACCACGGCCGGCUCUCAUCCGUUUUCCAUUUACCAUCAUUACCAUCAUCAACAAUUGUCGGCUUGUGUUCGGAGCCUUCGAAGCGUUGCAGCAGGCCCGUAUAGAAAACGCGAAUCUGACCUCAAUCCUGCACUUACCUCGCAGGCUCGCAUCGCGCCGGUUUUUGUUCUUCCUUUCCAAACACCGCAGAACAAAUCGCGCUCCUCCUCGGUACAAGAACGAGUUUUCUUUAGUUGAUGCGUGGUGCGUGCCCUCCCGAAGUGUCCAGUGUAGUAAGCUUGUGUCGCAGCAAAACUAUUUCGUGCGAAGAUGAUUUGAAACAAUUUUCCGUGGCGAUCAGAAAUUUUGAGCAGAACAUUCUUGGAAACGACCAAUGGAUUUGGACUUUGUUUAUAGCCGCUCGGAUUACAGUUCUUAAUCUUCAGGAUGUUCCACUACAGCAACUAUGAGUUGGCGGUAGUGAUAACAGUUCCGAUAGUGACGAUCCUCCUGCUGUGGACUUUGGCGAUCUUCCACAAGAACAAGGGCAAGUGGAAGGCUUACGAUAUCACGAUCGUUGCGAUCCUCGUGGGAGCGGUAAUCCGAAAUGUAUCUGUGAUCUGCUACAUUGCCAUGCAGAAGAUCUCCCUGUUCGAGAUCCAGAAGAAUUUCGAUUGCUGCGCCGCUUUCGUGUGGCUCUUCAAUUCCACGCAUACCUUUCAAGCAAGCUGCUUGACAACUCUCGCUGUAAUAGGGUUGUUUUCGAUUAAGCUGUACAGGAAGCAGCAGAACAUGAAGCAAUACCUGACGACGACGCACGUCAUCUACCAUCUCUUCUGCUUGACGACACUCUGUGCUUGCGUCGGGGUUGCAGCAAUCCUCGCUAAAGAAGAGGAACUGUUCGAUAACCGCUGCCACUUCAUGCCGUACCAGUUGGACUUAAAAUUCAACGCCUUCAUCAUCGUCCUGCACAUAUUCCUAGCCACAAUCAGCUUCGUCGCGUUUCUCUACAUCUGCCUGAUAUACUGGAAGCUGAAGAGGGCCGGAUUCGAUUUCCUGAAGAAGUCUACGAGCGAUCUAAGCGAACUCAGCGGACCUCACAGCCACGAUAAGGGUUAUUACGACACGUACACCAUUCAACGAACCAGCGGCUUCGGAUACGACCCCCAGGCUCAGCUGAAUGGCUACAACACAAUCUGGAAGAGCGACGUGUCUAAUGUAUCGACGACGGUGAGCUCCACCAACAGCCGGAAGCCUUUGAACAAAGAUUACAGCGGUGGCGGCGAGAAGGGCGGCACCGGUUUAGAAACCAUACAUCCGGUUCUUAUUGUCUGCUACCUCUUCUAUCACCUCCCGAUAAUCAUUCUGUCGAUUUUUCCAUUGUGGAUCGCGCCUUGGUCGACUGCAACGGUUGGGCUAUGGUUGGGACUUCUUCAGGACAUCAUGAUUCCAGUAAGCUUGGGAAUUUUGGAUACUAGAUUCACUCAAUGGGUUUCCAAAGUCUACAGAUGCACUGAUACGAGAAGCGUCGAAGGGAAAUUACCUCAUGCUGGAUUGGAUGGCAAGUUUCGCCACUUUGGUUCUCAGCCUCAGAGUUUGGAAGUGGGCCAAAUGCUGCCGGAACGUUUGCCUGGUAGAUGCUAUCAGCCGACCGAGCACAAGUUUCCAAUCACGAACGGCUCUCUGUACACGAGCAUCGAAGGCCGAGUGCCCGUCAUCCACAACUACAGAAGACACAACAACGAGAACAGAGGUGCUAAAUUGGAUGGAAAUUUGUUGAAUUUGGGAAUCCACUCUUCGAACUUGAAGCGCGUCGAGCAGAAGCAGAAGACUUCCUCGUUCAGAUGCACGAAUUGCGAGAAGCCGCACAGCAACGAUCUGCAAUACAGCCCAAGCAACAAUUCCGAUUUCAUCCGCGGUUCCGUCUACAACCUGAACGUGUCCUCUCAGAGCAACCUGCUGAAGCCCUACCUACGACACGUCAGCUUGAGCCAAAACAGUCUUCGGCAAAUACCGUUGGGCUCUCCGAAAAGGGAGAACGUCCUCAGACAGACCAAGAGCUACGACAGCUUAAACGAUCUGAACAAAUUCAAAGCUGUAAACAUCGUGGAUUCCGAUGACGAGUACUUCACCGAUUCUGUGAUUUUGGAGAGGAACUUCGACACGAUGAGCACGCAAAGCUCGUAUUCCAUUACGACGGAGGCCAAUUGCGAUUUCGAAUUCUACCAGAACGAGAAGCCCGAUGAGGAUAAGGAGAGGAACAGGACGUCGAGGACGAGUUCGAAGAGCGGCUCCCUGAGCAGACACUUCAAGAUCACCAGGUCGAAUUCGAAGAGGUCCUUAGAGAAUCUGCAGGCUUAUCUGAGCGAGGAGAACGUUUUCCUGCAUCGCUCCAGCUCGGAUUCGCUUCGCAAACCGUCAUCGGUUGAGGUUUCCGUAGAAUUCGUUAACGAUCGUGAAGGCACCUUCUUGGAUUCACCAUCGAGCAAGUCGCGCCAAAUGAAGCACUUCGGUGCCGGAGGCAGCGUUCCCGAUUUGAAGAAGAUAUUUAUCUCCGAUUACAUCUAGGAUCAUUUUACCAUUAAUUUAUAAUCAUUUUGCAUUCGUAAGCGUUUAAGGUUGUACAUAGACGAGGAAACCGUUAACGUAUUCUCUAUUAAUGAAUUUAAUUGUUGCUAUUUACUACCAUAGUGAUUUACAUAUGUAUAUAUAUUUUAUUAAUAAAUUUUUAGUUUUUAUUUUUCAUUCAUUCAUUUUGUAUCGUUGCAA
Nicrophorus vespilloides is the source of this 2766-nucleotide messenger RNA. RefSeq lists its product as uncharacterized. Bases 445 to 2565 code for a protein of 706 amino acids. The transcript has 5 exons. The record is from RefSeq and is a predicted model, not a curated record. Lineage: Eukaryota; Metazoa; Arthropoda; Insecta; Coleoptera; Silphidae.